AUGGAGGUUCUCAAGACCCACUUAGCGGCCAACAGACAAGACUCUCUUCGUAAUGCAGUGCAGAAAACAUGGGCCCGUGGAAAGGUCACUGCCUUCUACCAAGGUCUGAUUCCCUGGGCUUGGUUAGAAGCAACCACCAAAGGCGCAAUUCUAGUCCUUACUUCCGGUGAGAUUGAAUAUCACGCCAAAACCAAACUUGGAGCCUCUCCGACGGUUUGCGGUGUUCUCGGUGGUAUUGGAGGAGGUAUCGCCCAGUCUUACUUGACAAUGGGCAUGACGACAUGUAUGAAGACGGUUGAGGUCACCAGAACCAAAAUAAGUUCCGAAGGUGGUCAAGUCCCCGGCUCCAUGGAGACUUUUGUCAAUAUUUGCCGCGAAAAGGGCAUUCGUGGUGUCAACAAGGGUGUCAACGCCGUGGCCCUUCGGCAAGUGACCGGAUGGUCUUCUCGAAUUGGAAUCUCGAGGUUCGCGGAAGACAGUAUCCGAAAGAUCAGCGGCAAGCCCAGCGAUGAAAAGUCGAAGGUUGGAGAGAAGAUUUUGGCGUCGACGAUUGGUGGAGCUCUUUCAUGCUGGAAUCAACCCUUCGAGGUACUUCGCGUUGAGAUGCAAUCGAUGAAAGCCAACCCGGACCGUCCGGCCUCUGCAACGAUGGCGUCGAUCUUCAUGUACAUUGUUCGUACAUCUGGUGUUCGUGGUUUGUUCCGUGGUGUGGUGCCUCGUAUUGGUGUUGCAGCUUGGGCAACUAUCUGUAUGGUGGGAUUUGGUGACAUUUUUAGAGAGAAAAUCACCAGCUCCUAG
Messenger RNA from Penicillium brevicompactum, 798 nucleotides. RefSeq lists its product as uncharacterized. Lineage: Eukaryota; Fungi; Ascomycota; Eurotiomycetes; Eurotiales; Aspergillaceae. The record is from RefSeq and is a predicted model, not a curated record. Gene Ontology annotation, molecular function: tricarboxylate secondary active transmembrane transporter activity. Bases 1 to 798 code for a protein of 265 amino acids. Gene Ontology annotation, cellular component: mitochondrion. The transcript is spliced from 4 exons. Gene Ontology annotation, biological process: alpha-ketoglutarate transport; mitochondrial citrate transmembrane transport.